CUGAUAACGAUCUGGGAGCACGUGUUGUUGGGGAGAAAUUCGAAUUUUUUUUUUCGCCUUGUACCAUGCUCUCGCUCGCACGUGCCUGGAACAGAGAGAGAAACGUAUGCUAUAUAAACAGAAGUGAUGAGAGGAAAAUGUAGGGAGAGGAAAAUGAUGAGAGGAAGAAGCAGGCGAAGAGGAAGUUGGUGUUUGGGGCACGACCCUGAGGUUGGCGGGGGAGAGGAGGAGGAGUCAAUCUGCUCACAAACAAAGAAACGUGCUGCAGUGGAGAACAAGUCAUCACUUGUCACCCUGAUGAAGGAAGUGCAGAGGGCAGAGGAGGAUGAGAGGAGGGAGAUGGACUCUGUUCAACUCAUCAAUCAGCCUGCACCCAAACCCUGGGUGCCACUGAGAGAGUUGAAAGAGGAUGUACCCUACCCCAUUAUCAGCGCAAGGGAGCAUACCAAUAAACACGGUUGGCGUGUAAUUUUAAAAAUAAGGAAUGCAGGAAGCAAAUCUACCUCAAAGAUUUGCUUCCUGCAUUAG
Nilaparvata lugens (brown planthopper) is the source of this 528-nucleotide messenger RNA. RefSeq lists its product as uncharacterized. The transcript has 2 exons. The coding region runs from base 127 to 528 and encodes 133 amino acids. Lineage: Eukaryota; Metazoa; Arthropoda; Insecta; Hemiptera; Delphacidae. The record is from RefSeq and is a predicted model, not a curated record.